AUGGUUAGCCACCAGACCCAGGCUUCAACAGCCCUGCCCUGGGCUCCGGAGGAAAAGGACUUCUCCGGCAUGGAGGGGGAGUUCAGUCCCUUGCCUAGACAGCAGCGUGACUGGGCUCCGGAAGAGGGGGAGGAGGAGGAUGAAGAGGAGGAAGAGGAGGAAGACAGAGAUACAGACUCAAUGGAGGAAAGCAUGGAGGGUGACACGGAGCUGCCAGGUUUCACUCUUCCUGGUGAAACUUCCCAGGAGCCUGUAGUUGGCAUAGGAGACUCUGCCGCACAGCUGGCUGGGGUAUCUUACCAAGUUCCAGACACCAUUGAAUGGGAACAGCAAAACCAGGGCCUUGUGAGAAGCUGGAUGGAAAAGCUAAAAGAUAAGGCGGGAUACAUGUCUGGGAUGCUGGUCCCUGUGGGGGUUGGUAUAGCUGGAGCCCUGUUUAUCCUUGGAGCACUCUACAGCAUUAAGAUCAUGAAUCGCCGAAGGAGAAACGGCUCCAAAAGGCAUAAAAGAAAGCAGAGGGAAUUUAACAGCAUGCAAGAUCGAGUAAUGCUCUUAGCUGAUAGCUCUGAAGAUGAAUUUUGAACCUAACUGCGGAGCCGUUGUGAUUUCCAAUGACUUUUUCGGGGGCAAGGGGAGAAGAAGGAAGGCGUUUGUGCUGCAUCACUGCUAUCAGCCACCAUGUGCCACUGUGUAGCGGUUUUUACAUCCUGGCAAAACAGGCAUGUUGUAUUCUAAAUGUAAUGCGCAAUGAUGUUUGUUUUUACACAGUAGUGAGAUUACACAUUCACACAGUGCACCUCAUUGAAAUGCAGAAUACGUAUUGUUACAGCUGGAGCCGAUACUAAUGGAUGAUACUUUGUUUUGAUCACAGUGUAAUAUUUUUGUUCCAGCUGAUGGUAACUAAUCAUAAUUAUUGCUGUCACCUAAUUUCAGGAUGGACACCUUCACCGAGAAUGACUUCUGUCCAAUUAGUUAACCGUAAAUGUUAUAUUACCGGAGUUUACUAGAGUUUGUCAGUGCUAAAAUUAGCUGUUCUACUUAAUUAACAAACUACACACUUGAACCACCUACCUUGUCAACAGGGAGAUGCCCAAGUAUAGUCCAAUUAUAGACAUAAUAAUAGACUCAUUUGUGCAUUCCUUGCCCCAAUUUCCCUUGUCUUUUUUAAAAAUCCUCCUUUUAACUGUGUUCCAUGUUUAGGGAAAACAUAUGGAAAUGGCAACAAAACACAAUUCAUAGCCUAAAUAUUCAGUGCAGUUUUCACCAGCAUUGUAACAGCACAACAAAUGCCGCCACCCGCACAUUGACAAAUGCUAAGAUGCUCUUUGCAUGAAUCUCUUAGCUUUUAUUCAGUGUGCCGCUGGAAUAUCAAGCAGGCAAAAGAAACAGGAAAAGCAGGCUAGAGAGUUUUCAUCUUAAGGGGCUUGUCUGAUUAUUUGUUUGGUGUGGUUCACCUAUCAAGCGGAGUUCUGCCCUCUUAGCGGUGCUAGCGAAAUAAUAAUCGAGCGUCGGUCUCUUUUCACAAUUGGUAGCCAACUCUUAUAAGCGUCACAAACACCUGUGGCCCUCUGCACCCUGGAAGGUGCAUAAUACUGUGGCUGUGUCUUGUCGUCUGAUUGGUCAGGAAAGCAGGUGGUGUGUGGGAUGCAGUACAGAAGGCAAAUGAAGCACAGGCUCCUGGCUCAUGCGAAAGGAGCUCUCCUCCUCUUGAGUGCUGAAGAGGAUCUCACUUGUGGCUGACAGAUUUUUUUGGACCAGAUUCAGAUCAGGUUUAGAAGUUGUGCCAGCACAAGGCUGCCGUGAUGUGACUGUAGAUGGCUAGGCACUCAUGGCUGGGGUGCGUAUGGUUAUAGAUAGCAAAAGCCCCCAUCAGUGGAGAAGGAGAUCAAGGCUGGGAUACAUAUGGCCAAAAGGAAAGGUAGUCAGGGCUGCAGCAUGUGUGGUUGUGGGUGGAAUGGGGUCAGAUUGGGAACAUGGGGUCACAGGCCAGAAGGCAGCUGAGGCAGGAGUGAAGGCAGCCAUAGAUUAGGAAGUUGUUAGGAUGAGGUGUGUGUGGCCAUAGGUGGAACGGCAAUCAAGGCUGUAGUACAUGCGGCCACAGGUGGCUGAGGCUGGAGGAAAGUGUCCUUACUAGUCAUUUCAUCAGCAAGUGUGAGCAUCAUCAACAUGUACAGUUGAUCGCAAAAUAACACAGUGAAUUAGCAAAACAUGUUUCUGGAACUGAACAGGAAAGAAGGAGCAUUGCUGCUGAGCUGGUUGGUUGGCUGGUGGUUUCAACCCAGAAUAUGUGCCAUGUUUUGUUAUUGUUGUGUUUUUAAAAAUGCCCCUUAUUUCCUCUGCUCUGGCGUGCCGUGAGAUGGCUGUUUCGUUCUGCAUCCAUAUUGCAUGUGUGCAAAAAUCCUUAUUCCCAAAUUGGAAAUUGCCCCUAUUAGAGGGAACCUUGAUUUAAGCUGCAACGAGUCGAGGACACAAGAUGAGUCAAGUAAGGUCAGGAGGUUGCUCAUUUAUCUAGAUCGAUCCCUCUAAAUCUUUGAAAGAAAUACGAGAGACAUGUUUGAAGAAUAGACAGACUAUGAUUGAAUUCUUUGUAAAGGUGAAAAGGGCUGGCUAAUUGCCAAGAUGCGACAUAGCAAAGCCCUGUAAGUUACGCCAAUGGGGAUGAUACAGAAACCAGAGGUACAGGGAGGCCCCACUUCUGCUCUGUUACCCUGCCCAUACCCUCCACCCUGCGGGGGCCAGUAGCAUUUGAGUGUGUAAAUUCUAUUGUUGGCAUGCACAGACGAUAGUGAUCAAACACUGCACGGGCACAUGAUUGUGUGUGCAAAGCUGAGGCUUAUGCUUUGAAAAUUGGACUGGCUGUUGACUGUGCAGGAAACAGCCCACAUACCAACCAGCGUAUACAGUGUGAACCAGAAAAAUGGGAUUCCUUCUCUGGGAUAGUGAGAGCUCUCCCGCUGGAAACGGAAGGUCAGCGAUCUGCAGAAUGUCCUGCACAAAUGUGAUGUUUAAUAACAAGCAAUGGAGUUUGCUCACCCAAACCGAGGUACUUUGCAAUAGCUUUUUCCCGUGUUACAGCGGCUUCCCUUGAGCGUGAAAGAAGGGACCAGCAGGAUUUGAAAUGCGCCUAUUGAUGAGUCUUCCAAUCUGACAACUCUGCAUAGCGAAUCAGGGAUUUCUCAAUGAACACACGGAAAAUAGAGGUGGACUAAGGCUAAACAGAGCCAAUUCCAACAAAAUGUUGGGGUCCCCCUGGAGCGUGUCUUCCUUCAAGCACCCCUCUGGGACAGACUUUCCCUCCCAGCACCUCCAGAUAGACUCUUGUCUUCCACCCCCGGGUCUUUUGUCUUCCUGCCUUGCUAGGCAGUCCCAGGUCUCCUGGCAGCAAUCACCUGUUUGUUCUGUUGCCACUUGCUACUCUGCCGCUCACUGGUGCUCCCAGGUGUCUCUGUCUGUGAGCUCUGGAUCUCAAGGAUCCUGCCUAAAUCCAUCCAGGAAACAUAUAGCAAUUAUUUAAAUAUAGUUUAAAUCCAGCAGCAGGGUUGUUUGUUCUUAUAACAAAUGGUUAAAGCCUCUUUCCCUCAGAGCUAGGGAUCAGUCCUAGCUAGGAGAAGCAUUUCCUCUUGAAAUGAAUGCCCACUCUUUUCCUCUCUCUCUCUCUCUCUCUCUCUGAAGUUGCUUGGAGGAGGGGAAAUGGUUUUGGGAUGUUGCUACACUAACAAAAUGAGGAGCUCUGGCUUAACUACCUGCUCCAGCUGAGGCAUCUGGUAACAGGGAAGUCUUUUCCUUUGGACUCUUUGAGGAGGUGGCAGGGCUUGUGGCCAGGUCUGAUUGUGGAAGCGAAGCCUUCAGCAGAGUGACUUUCAUCCCAGCUCAGCUUAAUUACUGCUGUCUCAGCCAGAAUCAGCUUUUAGCAGGCUGGGAGCAAGAGACUAUAUAGGCAACGGCGGGAUAUUUGUGGAAACUGUUCUUCCAUCUUAAAGGCGGAGGCACAGGAAGAACAUAUGGGCUAAGGGCAUGAACCAUUCUGCAGGAGUGAGUGUAGCUGACUUAGGAGCAGCAAGGUUAGUAACUGGUCUCACUGGGCUCUUUGCCAGGGGCGAUGCCCUGGAAGACAGCUCUGAGCUGGUAGCAGGAAGGUGAGCUGUUGGGGCAGAUGAGAAACAGAGGACUUGGGAUGGCUCAGUGAAACCCAAAAGGCUGGGAAUCAGCAGGGCUUUCUGCAAUGACAGCCUCUGCAUUGUGCUCCUGCUAGUGAUUGUUCACAAGGGGUAACACCAGUGUGGGCUCUGUGCAGUAGAUGUCUAGCCUGUGUUGACUGAGCAGGAAAAGAGGAAGGGUGGGGGUGGAGGGAACCCAGGGCUAGGAGUGGGAGGCCAGGGCCCCUCAAAUGGGGAUGUCAGCUUGCUGGAUUGGAAAAGCUGCUAGUGAGCCACCCCAGCCUUUCAUUGUGCUUAUAAAGCCAUAGUUUGGGAAGUGCUAACUUUGUACGCUCAACCAUUUCUCUUUUUCCCCCACCGUCAUUAAGUUCAUAAGAAAUUAAAAGGAAGGCUGCCUGUGGAAACGAUGAAGCCGCAUUUAAAUGAAACAGCUGCAUUUCUCCCUUCUUGUCUGUCAUGGUGUGUUUGACAGCCAAGAACAGCUUGGUAAUAUCACGGAUUUUAUUCAGUCCACCCAUGCCAGGCAUGUGUGCUAACCACAGAGCUGUAUCAGCUGUGUCUGAACUAGGGUCUGACAGAUAAAUGCAAACGUCCCAAUGGUUAAAUAGCACUUAGGUGCGGGAACUAGGCGUGCGGGAGGUGCUGCAGCACUCCCUGGCUUGAAGUGGUUUCAGUUAUAUCGAGGGUUUGCAGUUUGGUUCCAUGCCUCUCAGCACCCCAACUAUACAAAUAGUUGCAGCGCCCCUGCUUAUAGUGCGAUAUGAGCUGCCGCAGCAGGAAAUUCCAAGCUCGCUGAGAUGCACUACGCUUCCUGGUCAUGUUCAAUGUCUGCCAUUGUGGUCCAUCUGAGGGUCCGGAUGCAUCCUCUUAUGGAAAAAGCCUGCGGGAAGCAGCAGAGGGCCUGCGAAACUGUCAAGUGACACUCGAGGACCUGAUCCAAAGCCCGAUGAAGUCAAUAGAAAGACGCCCAUUGACAUCAAUGGGCUUUGAAUGAGGCUCAGAGUUUCCAGCUAAUCUCCUCCCCUGCAGGGUGCUGGCGAGGAGGCAGGUGGCAUAGCCUCCCAUAGUGUUUGAAGGGAAAGCCCCAGUCCGGCUGAUGCAGGGACAUCCACAGACAUCCUCCAUGCUUUUGUUCUGGGCCCCCUCGACAUCAUGACUCCCCGAGGAAUGGGGCUGUCAUUAACCAGGCAUGCACUGUCUGGGCAGAACCAUCCUCUCAGGAGGGCUGCAUGCAUGCAGCACAACAUAAUGCAGAUUCUAGCAGCACUGGUAUAAACAACUGCUUGGAGAGCCUCUCGUCUGAUGAAGAGCGUGCCACAAAAUCCAGCUGCAACCUGGAUCUUCCGAUCCAGCUCCGGCUCUGCACAGACAAAUAGAGACAAUGGCCAGGCCCAUUAUUAGUCUGCCAGUGAAAAAUCAUUUUGGAAUGUCUUUGGAAGGGAGGCCGGGCCUGAUCUAAUGUCUAUUGAAGUCAAUCGGAGUUGGAGCUGGCCCUCAGUAUGCACGCACCGUUUAACUGCAUAUCCAUUUAAGGUCUGAUCCAAAGGCAGACAGUGGGAAGACUUCAGAGGACUUUAAAAUUAUUUCCCAGACAGCAGCCUGGGGUUCCCACCAGUAGCUGGACAAAUCCGCUUGAAAUAAUUGAAAUGCAGGCUGAGUGGGAGUCAUGUCCUGUUGGGAGUAGGGUGCCCAGAUAGC
Messenger RNA from Chelonoidis abingdonii (Abingdon island giant tortoise), 5855 nucleotides. Lineage: Eukaryota; Metazoa; Chordata; Testudines; Testudinidae. The record is from RefSeq and is a predicted model, not a curated record.